Molecule: messenger RNA, 2953 nt
Organism: Jaculus jaculus (lesser Egyptian jerboa)
Lineage: Eukaryota; Metazoa; Chordata; Mammalia; Rodentia; Dipodidae
Product: probable RNA-binding protein 19
Molecular function (GO): RNA binding
Source: RefSeq, a predicted model, not a curated record
GAUGGCGGCGCCCAGCGGAGCGGCGUGCGGGCCGUGAGAGGACGCCGUGCGCUGGUGCUGGCAUCUGGAGCGUGGGGUCGUCGGCGUCAUGUCGCGAUUGAUCGUGAAGAACCUCCCAAAUGGGAUGAAGGCGGAGCGUUUCCGGCAGCUGUUCGCCGCCUUCGGCACGCUGACCGACUGCAGCCUGAAGUUCACCAAAGAUGGCAAGUUCCGCAAGUUUGGUUUUAUUGGCUUCAAGUCUGAGGAAGAGGCCCAGGCAGCGCUGAGCCAUUUCAACAGGAGCUUUAUCGACACGUCCCGGAUCACAGUGGAGUUCUGCAAGUCUUUCGGAGAUCCAACGAAGCCCCGAGCCUGGAGCAAAACAUGCCAGAAGCCCAGCCAGCCCAAGCAGCCGCCCACGACUCUGUAACCCCCGAUGGCUAAGAAAGACCACAGCAAGAAAAAAGUGCCAAGUGAACUGGAGAAGCUGAAGGAAGAUGGCGACUUCCAGGAGUUCCUGUCCGUUCACCAGAACAGGGCCCAGGUGGCCACGUGGGCCAACGAUGCUCUGGACACUGAGCCCCCGAAAGGGAAGAACAAGCCAGCCAGUGACUACCUGAACUUUGACUCCGACUCGGGGCAGGAGAGCGAGGAGGAGCAAGAAGAGGAACAAGGCCUGCAGCCAAAGGCAGCUGUGCAGAAGGAGCUGUCAGACAUGGACUACCUGAAAUCCAAGAUGGUGCAAGCUGAGGUGUCCUCCUCAGAAGGGGAGGAGGACGAGGACAGUGAAGACGAGGCAGUGAACUGUGACGAAGGCAGUGAGUCCGAGGAGGAGGAGGAAGAGGAGGGCUCCCCUGCUGCUCCAGCCAAGCAGGAGUGUGCAAGCCAGGGAUCCCUGCCUGGGAGCAGAAGGCCUCAGGAGGCUGCAGACAAGGCAGGGAAACCAGCCCACCAGAAGGAUCCCACCACUCCCUACACUGUGAAGCUACGAGGAGCCCCGUUCAACGUCACCGAGAAAAAUGUUAAGGAAUUCCUGGCACCCCUGAAGCCAGUGGCCAUUCGAAUAGUGAGAAACGCUCACGGGAACAAAACAGGGUACAUCUUUGUGGAUUUAAGCAGUGAAGAGGAAGUGAAGAAAGCUCUGAAAUGCAACCGGGAAUACAUGGGUGGACGCUACAUUGAAGUGUUCAGGGAGAAGCAGGUUCCCACGGCCCAGGGACUCCCAAAGAGCAACACCAAAGUCUGGCAGGGCCGCACCCUUGGGGAGCAUGAGGAGGAGGAGGAUCUGGCUGACUCAGGGAGACUCUUCGUACGCAACCUGUCCUAUACCAGCUCUGAGGAGGACCUGGAGACACUCUUCUCUGCCUAUGGGCCCCUGUCAGAGCUCCACUACCCCAUCGACAGCCUGACCAAGAAGCCCAAAGGCUUUGCCUUUGUCACCUACAUGUUUCCUGAGCACGCUGUGAAGGCCUAUGCCGACGUGGACGGGCAGGUGUUCCAGGGCAGGAUGCUCCACGUCCUGCCGUCCACCAUCAAGAAAGAAGCCAGCCAGGAUGCUGACACCGCAGGCUCCUCGUACAAGAAGAAGAAGGAAGCCAAGGACAAAGCCAACAGCUCCAGUUCUCACAACUGGAACACGCUGUUCAUGGGGCCGAAUGCUGUGGCCGACGCCAUUGCUCAGAAGUACAAUGCCACCAAGAGCCAAGUGUUUGACCAUGAGACCAAAGGUAGUGUGGCCGUGCGGGUGGCCCUGGGUGAGACCCAGCUGGUCCAGGAAGUCCGGCGCUUCCUCCUUGACAACGGUGUCUGUCUGGACUCAUUCAGCCAGGCUGCCGCGGAGCGGAGCAAGACGGUGAUUUUGGCCAAGAACCUGCCGGCAGGCACCCUGGCUGCGGAGCUGCAGGAGGCCUUUGGCCGCUUCGGCAGCCUAGGCCGCGUGCUGCUGCCUGAGGGUGGUGUCACGGCCAUCGUGGAGUUCCUGGAGCCCCUGGAGGCCCGCAAGGCCUUCAGGCACCUGGCUUAUUCCAAGUUCCACCAUGUCCCUCUGUUCUUGGAGUGGGCUCCAGUUGGUGUCUUUGGUGCAGCCCCACAGAAGAAAGAGUCCCACAUCACCCCAGCAGAACCACUGGAAAAGGACCACGUGCCACCAGAAACAGCAGCCCAUGGUGAGACCCCAGAAGGUAAGAAGGCAGCUGAGGAAGGAGCAGAGGCCCCCACAGCCAAGACGGAGGAAGAAGAGGAGGAAGAGGAAGAGGAAGAGGAGAGCCUUCCUGGGUGCACCCUGUUUAUCAAGAACCUCAACUUCAGCACCACGGAGGAGACACUGAGGGAGGUGUUUUCCAGAGUGGGAGCAGUGAAGAGCUGCUCGGUGUCCAAGAAGAAGAACAAAGCAGGAUCACUGCUGUCCAUGGGGUUCGGGUUUGUGGAGUACAGGAAGCCGGAGCAGGCCCAGAAAGCUCUCAAGCAGCUCCAGGGUCAUGUAGUGGAUGGCCACAAGCUGGAAGUGCGGAUCUCAGAACGGGCCACUACGCCAGCCUUGACACCCACUCGGAAGAAACAGAUCCCCAGGAAGCAGACGACCUCCAAGAUCCUGGUGCGCAACAUCCCCUUCCAGGCCAACCAGCGGGAGAUCCGGGAGCUCUUCUGCACCUUCGGGGAACUGAAGACCGUGCGCUUGCCGAAGAAGAUUUUAGGGACAGGUGCACACCGAGAGUUCGGCUUUGUGGACUUCCUCACCAAGCAGGAUGCGAAGAAAGCCUUCAACGCCCUGUGUCAUAGCACCCACUUGUACGGCCGCAGGCUGGUGCUGGAGUGGGCAGACUCUGAAGUGACCGUGCAGGCCCUGCGGCGGAAGACUGCCAAGCACUUCCAAGAGCCCCCAAAGAAAAAGCGGUCUGCGGUGUUGGACAGGAUCCUGGAGCAGCUGGACAGUGAGAACGAUGAGGAGCAAACCCUUCAGCUGUGAGCUGGCACC